Molecule: messenger RNA, 13955 nt
Organism: Eublepharis macularius
Lineage: Eukaryota; Metazoa; Chordata; Lepidosauria; Squamata; Eublepharidae
Gene: NF1
Product: neurofibromin 1
Exons: 58
Coding region: 187-8700 (2837 amino acids)
Biological process (GO): regulation of GTPase activity
Source: RefSeq, a predicted model, not a curated record
UCUCCCGGCGGCCUGGCCACUCUCGGGGGCGGACGGGCUUCCGGCGCGGUGUCAGGGGGGCCUGGUGGGCGCUGAUGGCUGAGGAGGAGGAGGAGGGCAGCUGAGAGCUCGGCGGCGCGCCCGGAGCGAGCCCAGGGGCAGGGGGCGGCGAGACCCUCCCCCUCCUGGCCCGGGGGGCGGCGGGACAUGGCGGCCCACAAGCCGGUGGAGUGGGUGCAGGCUGUGGUGAACCGCUUCGACGAGCAGCUUCCCAUCAAAGCUGGCCAACAGAAUACCCACACCAAAGUCAGCACAGAACAUAACAAGGAAUGUCUCAUCAACAUCUCCAAGUACAAGUUUUCCCUGGUCAUCAGCGGACUCACCAAUAUCUUAAAAAAUGUCAACAAUAUGAGAAUAUUUGGAGAAGCUGCUGAAAAGAACUUGUAUCUCUCUCAGCUGAUUAUUUUGGAUACACUGGAAAAAUGUCUUGCUGGGCAACCAAAGGACACUAUGCGGCUUGAUGAGACGAUGCUUGUCAAACAGUUGUUGCCGGAGAUCUGCCACUUUAUCCACACCUACCGUGAAGGGAAUCAACACGCUGCGGAACUUCGCAAUUCUGCCUCGGGGGUUCUCUUCUCUCUCAGCUGCAACAACUUCAAUGCCGUGUUCAGCCGCAUUUCUACCCGAUUACAGGAACUGACAGUGUGCUCUGAAGACAAUGCUGACGUUCAUGACAUUGAACUCUUGCAGUACAUCAGUGUGGACUGUGCUAAACUGAAGCGGAUCCUGCAAGAGACGGUGUUUAAAUUCAAAGCCCUAAAGAAAGUAGCGCAACUGGCUGUUAUCAACAGUCUUGAAAAGGCAUUUUGGAACUGGGUGGAAAACUAUCCAGAUGAGUUUACGAGACUGUACCAGACACCACAGAUGGAUCUGGCAGAAGGUGCAGAGAAGUUGUUUGAUUUAGUGGACGGAUUUGCCGAAAGCACAAAGCGCAAAGCAGCUGUCUGGCCCUUGCAAAUCAUCCUUCUCAUCCUGUGUCCAGAAAUCAUCCAAGACAUAGCCAAGGACGUGGUGGAGGAAAACAAAAUAAACAAGAAACUGUUUUUGGACAACCUCAGGAAGGCUCUUGCAGGCCACAGCGGGAGCAGGCAGCUGACUGAAAGUGCUGCCAUCGCUUGCGUGAAAUUGUGCAAAGCAUCAACCUACAUCAAUUGGGAAGACAAUUCUGUCAUUUUCCUUUUAGUGCAGUCCAUGGUGGUGGAUCUCAAGAACCUGCUCUUCAAUCCGAGCAAGCCAUUCUCCAGGGGCAACCAGAAUGCAGACAUUGACCUUAUGAUCGAUUGCUUGGUGUCCUGCUUCCGCAUCAGCCCUCACAACAACCAGCACUUCAAGACUUGUCUAGCUCAGAAUUCCCCAUCCACAUUUCACUACGUACUGGUGAAUUCACUCCACCGAAUAAUCACAAAUUCUGCCCUGGACUGGUGGCCCAAGAUCGAUGCAGUGUAUUGUCAUUCUGUGGAGCUCCGCAGCAUGUUCAACGAAACCCUUCACAAGGCGCUACAGGGCUCUGGUGUGCACACACCAAUACGCAUGACACCGAGUCUUACCUUUAAAGAGAAAAUGACAAGUCUUAAGUUUAAGGAGAAGCCAACAGACAUUGAAACUAGAAGUUACAAAGUCUUGUUGUUGUCAAUAGUAAAACUGAUCCACGCUGACCCAAAACUUUUGCUCUGUAACCCAAGGAAGCAGGGACCGGAGACCCAGGGCAGCACAGCUGAAUUAAUAACCGGGCUUGUCCAGCUGGUGCCACAGUCCAACAUGCCAGAAAUAGCACAAGAAGCCAUGGAGGCCUUGCUUGUGCUUCAUCAGUUGGACAGCAUAGACUUGUGGAAUCCAGAUGCCCCUAUAGAGACAUUUUGGGAGAUCAGUUCACAGAUGCUGUUUUGUAUUUGCAAGAGACUCACAACCAACCAGAUUCUUAGCAGCACAGAAAUUCUCAAGUGGCUGCGAGAGAUCCUGAUCUGCAGGAACCAGUUUCUUCUGAAAAACAAACAAUCAGAUAGGAGUUCCUGUCAUUUCCUCUUCCUUUACGGUGUAGGAUGUGAUGUUACUGGAAGCGGAGCUAAUCAGAUUUCCCUUGAUCAUGAAGAGAUGAUGCGCUGUACCCCAGGAGCUACGCUCAGGAAGGGCAAGGGGAGUUUCUGCAUAGAAAGCACUGCAGGUUGCAGCGGGACACCGAUCUGUCGCCAAGCCCAGACGAAGCUGGAGGUCGCGCUCUACAUGUCUCUCUGGAGUCCAGAUACCGAGGCUGUACUUGUUGCAAUGUCCUGUUUCCGGCAUCUUUGUGAGGAAGCAGACAUCAGGUGUGGAGUAGAUGAGGUUUCGGUACACAACUUUUUGCCCAACUACAACACCUUUAUGGAAUUUGCAUCUGUGAGCAAUAUCAUGUCCACAGGAAGAGCAGCUCUCCAGAAACGAGCAAUGGCACUGUUAAGGCGAAUUGAGCACCCGACACCAGGUAACACCGAGGCUUGGGAAGAUACCUAUCUAAAAUGGGAGACAGCUACAAAACAUAUCCUCAACUAUCCAAAGACUAAAAUGGAAGAUGGCCAGGUUACCGAAAGCCUCCACAAGACCAUCGUCAAGAGGCGCAUGUCCCAUGUCAGCGGAGGAGGCUCCAUAGACCUCUCGGACACUGACUCCCUGCAGGAAUGGAUCAACAUGACGGGUUUCCUGUGCGCACUUGGAGGGGUGUGCUUGCAGCAUCGCAGCAGUACAGGGUUUGCCACCUACAGCCCUCCCAUGGGUCCCGUGAGCGAGCGCAAAGGCUCCAUGAUAUCUAUGAUGUCGACUGAAGGCAACACAGAGAGCCCCGUGAGCAAAUUCAUGGACCGCUUGCUGUCCCUGAUGGUCUGCACCCAUGAGAAAGUGGGCCUGCAGAUACGGACGAACAUCAAAGAUCUCAUGGGGCUGGAACUGAGCCCAGCUCUUUACCCAAUGCUGUUCAACAAGCUGAAGAGCAUCAUCAGCAAGUUCUUUGAUUCUCAAGGGCAGGUCUUGUUGAAUGACACCAAUACCCAGUUUGUGGAACAGACGAUUGCUAUCAUGAAGAAUCUGCUUGACAAUCACACUGAAGGAAGCUCGGAACACCUGGGACAGGCCAGCAUUGAGACAAUGAUGCUGAAUCUAGUCAGAUACGUGCGUGUCCUUGGGAACCUGGUGCAUGCCAUUCAGAUCAAAACCAAACUCUGUCAACUCGUGAAAGUGAUGAUGGAGAGGCGGGAUGACCUUUCCUUCUGUCAAGAGAUGAAGUUCCGGAACAAGAUGGUGGAAUAUCUGACAGAUUGGGUUAUGGGAACAUCCAACCAGGCAACGGAUGAGGAUGUAAAAUGUCUAACUAGAGAUUUGGACCAGGCAAGCAUGGAAGCAGUGGUCUCUCUCCUUGCAGGGCUUCCCCUGCAGCCUGAAGAAGGAGAUGGAGUUGAACUGAUGGAAGCCAAAUCUCAGUUGUUCCUUAAGUAUUUUACCUUAUUUAUGAACCUCCUCAAUGACUGCAGCGAAGUUGAAGAUGAAAAUGCACAAACGGGAGGCAGAAAGCGUGGGAUGUCCCGAAGGCUGGCGUCAUUGCGGCACUGCACUGUUCUUGCCAUGUCCAACUUGCUCAAUGCGAACGUGGAUAGUGGCCUUAUGCACUCAAUAGGGUUAGGCUAUCACAAAGAUCUCCAGACGAGAGCUACGUUCAUGGAGGUUCUCACCAAAAUUCUACAGCAAGGCACAGAGUUUGACACUCUGGCGGAAACGGUUCUGGCGGAUCGGUUUGAGAGAUUGGUGGAACUGGUCACCAUGAUGGGUGACCAAGGAGAACUACCCAUUGCUAUGGCUUUGGCAAAUGUGGUGCCUUGUUCACAGUGGGAUGAACUGGCUCGCGUCCUUGUUACCCUCUUUGAUUCCCGACAUUUACUCUACCAGCUGCUUUGGAACAUGUUCUCUAAAGAAGUGGAAUUGGCAGACUCAAUGCAGACUCUCUUCAGAGGAAACAGUUUGGCUAGCAAAAUAAUGACUUUCUGUUUUAAGGUUUAUGGUGCAACGUAUCUGCAAAAGCUUUUGGAACCUUUAUUAAGGACCAUCAUUACCUCUUCUGAGUGGCAGCAUGUUAGCUUUGAAGUGGAUCCAACAAGGUUGGAAUCCAGCGAAAGCCUUGAAGACAACCAGCGGAGCCUCCUCCAGGUGGCUGAGAAGUUCUUCCAAGCAAUCAUCAGCUCUUCUGCGGAGUUCCCACCCCAGCUUCGGAGCGUGUGCCACUGUCUGUACCAGGCUACUUGUCACUCUCUCCUGAAUAAAGCUACCGUAAAAGAAAAAAAGGAAAACAAAAAAUCAGUUGUCAGUCAGCGGUUUCCGCAGAACAGCAUCGGAGCCGUUGGGAGUGCCAUGUUCCUCAGAUUCAUCAACCCUGCAAUUGUCUCGCCGUAUGAGGCGGGGAUAUUGGAGAAAAAGCCACCACCUCGAAUUGAAAGAGGUUUGAAGUUAAUGUCAAAGGUGCUGCAAAGUAUUGCCAACCAUGUCCUGUUUACAAAGGAAGAACACAUGCGGCCGUUCAAUGACUUUGUAAAAAGCAACUUUGAUGCUGCCCGGAGGUUUUUCCUUGAUAUUGCAUCGGAUUGUCCAGCGAGUGACACUGUGAAUCAUAGCCUGUCUUUUAUCAGUGAUGGCAACGUACUGGCUCUGCACCGUCUUCUCUGGAACAAUCAGGAGAAGAUUGGCCAAUACCUUUCCAGCAACAGGGACCACAAAGCCGUUGGAAGGCGACCGUUUGACAAGAUGGCAACUUUGCUUGCAUAUCUUGGUCCUCCUGAGCACAAGCCUGUGGCAGAUACACAGUGGUCCAGCAUAAACCUCACCAGCUCCAAGUUUGAAGAGUUCAUGACUAGGCACCAGGUACAUGAAAAAGAAGAGUUCAAGGCCCUGAAAACUCUGAAUAUUUUCUACCAGGCUGGGACAUCCAAAGCUGGGAAUCCUGUAUUCUACUAUAUUGCUAGGCGGUUCAAGACCGGCCAUAUCAACGGUGACCUGCUGAUAUACCACGUCUUGUUAACUUUGAAGCCAUACUACGCUAAGCCAUAUGAGAUCGUGGUGGACCUCACUCACGCUGGACCCAGCAACCGUUUCAAAACGGACUUCCUUUCCAAAUGGUUCGUCGUGUUCCCAGGGUUCGCUUAUGAAAACGUCUCCGCAGUUUACAUCUACAAUUGCAACUCUUGGGUGAGGGAGUACACCAAGUACCAUGAGAGACUCCUGACGGGCCUCAAAGGCAGCAAGAGGCUAAUCUUCAUUGACUGUCCAGGGAAACUGGCAGAACACAUAGAGCAUGAGCAGCAGAAACUUCCGGCUGCCACCUUGGCCCUAGAAGAAGACCUAAAGGUUUUCCACAAUGCUCUCAAGCUGGCCCACAAGGAUACCAAAGUUUCUAUCAAAGUUGGUUCUACCGCCGUCCAAGUCACUUCUGCGGAGCGCACGAGAGUCCUGGGGCAGACAGUCUUCUUGAAUGAUAUUUACUAUGCCUCUGAAAUCGAAGAGAUCUGCCUCGUGGAUGAGAACCAGUUCACCUUAACCAUUGGCAACCAAGGCACGCCUCUCACUUUCAUGCACCAGGAGUGUGAAGCCAUUGUCCAGUCCAUCAUUCACAUACGGACACGAUGGGAACUCUCGCAACCGGACUCGAUCCCACAGCACACAAAAAUCCGCCCCAAGGAUGUGCCUGGGACACUGCUGAACAUUGCAUUGCUCAACCUGGGAAGCUCAGACCCAAGUCUACGGUCCGCAGCCUAUAAUCUUCUCUGUGCCUUAACCUGUACCUUUAAUUUAAAGAUAGAGGGCCAGUUACUGGAGACUUCGGGUCUGUGUAUCCCUGCCAACAACACCCUUUUUAUUGUCUCUAUUAGUAAGACUCUGGCAGCUAAUGAACCACACCUUACAUUAGAGUUUUUGGAAGAAUGCAUUUCUGGAUUUAGCAAAUCUAGUAUUGAAUUGAAACACCUUUGCCUGGAAUACAUGACUCCUUGGCUGUUGAAUCUGGUUCGUUUCUGCAAACACAAUGAUGAUGCCAAACGGCAGCGAGUUACAGCGAUUCUCGAUAAACUUAUCACAAUGACCAUAAACGAGAAGCAGAUGUACCCUUCCAUUCAGGCCAAGAUCUGGGGGAGCCUGGGACAGAUAACAGAUCUGCUUGAUGUUGUGCUGGACAGUUUCAUCAAAACCAGUGCCACAGGGGGGUUGGGAUCCAUCAAAGCAGAGGUUAUGGCAGAUACGGCAGUAGCUCUGGCUUCUGGGAAUGUGAAACUGGUUUCCAGUAAAGUAAUUGGAAGGAUGUGCAAAAUAAUCGACAAGACCUGCCUGUCUCCGACUCCUACAUUAGAGCAGCACCUGAUGUGGGACGACAUUGCCAUCCUAGCCCGUUACAUGCUGAUGCUCUCCUUCAACAAUUCACUCGAUGUGGCUGCGCAUCUCCCGUACCUCUUCCACGUAGUGACUCUGUUGGUGGCCACCGGUCCUCUUUCCCUUCGAGCUUCCACCCACGGCCUGGUCAUCAACAUCAUCCACUCCCUGUGCACCUGCUCGCAGCUUCAUUUUAGUGAGGAGACCAAACAAGUGUUGCGACUGAGCUUGACGGAGUUCUCGCUCCCCAAGUUCUAUUUGCUGUUUGGAAUUAGCAAAGUGAAGUCAGCAGCAGUCAUAGCGUUCCGAUCCAGCUAUCGAGACCGGUCAUUCUCUCCUGGCUCCUAUGAGAGGGAGACUUUUGCACUGACCUCUUUGGAAACGGUUACAGAAGCGCUGCUAGAGAUUAUGGAGGCAUGCAUGAGAGAUAUCCCAACUUGCAAGUGGCUGGACCAGUGGACGGAGCUGGCUCAGAAGUUUGCGUUCCAGUAUAACCCCUCCCUCCAGCCGAGGGCCCUGGUCGUCUUUGGCUGCAUAAGCAAGCGUGUGUCACAUGGGCAGAUAAAGCAAAUCAUCCGGAUCCUUAGCAAGGGUCUCGAGAGCUGCUUGAAGGGCCCAGACAACUACAACAGCCAGGUUCUAAUAGAAGCCACCGUCAUUGCACUAACCAAGCUGCAGCCUCUUCUCAAUAAGGACUCGCCUCUGCACAAGGCUCUCUUUUGGGUGGCCAUGGCUGUUCUGCAGCUGGACGAAGUCAAUCUGUAUUCAGCAGGGACAGCUCUCCUUGAACAAAACCUCCACACCUUGGACAACCUUCGAGUGUUCAACGACAAAAGCCCAGAAGAAGUCUUCAUGGAGAUCAGGAGGCCACUGGAGUGGCACUGCAAGCAGAUGGACCACUUCGUGGGACUCAAUUUCAACUCCAACUUCAACUUUGCACUUGUGGGACAUCUGCUCAAAGGGUAUCGGCAUCCUUCUCCAAUCAUCGUAGCCAGGACUGUACGGAUUCUACACACGCUUCUGUCGCUGGUUAAUAAGCACAGGAACUGUGACAAGUUUGAGGUGAAUACCCAGAGUGUGGCUUACCUUGCAGCUUUGCUGACUGUGUCCGAGGAGGUCCGAAGCCGGUGCAGCCUGAAGCACAGGAAAUCCCUUCUCCUGACGGACGUUUCCGUGGAAAACGUUCCUAUGGAUACAUGUCCCAUCCACCACAGCGAUGCCAGCUAUAGGACACUAAGGGAAAACCAGCCGUGGGCUUCUCCCAAGGGCUCCGACAGGCAUCUCGCCGCCAGCUACCCGACCGCGGGACAGAUCAGUCCGCGCACCAGGAAGUCCAUGAGCCUGGAUAUGGGGCAGCCUUCUCAAGCCAACACUAAAAAACUGCUGGGUACAAGGAAGAGUUUUGACCAUUUGAUAUCAGAUACUAAGGCCCCCAAAAGACAGGAAAUAGAAUCAGGGAUCACCACACCUCCGAAGAUGAGACGGGUAGCAGAAAAUGAUUACGAAAUGGAAACACAAAGGAUAUCUCCACAGCAGCAUCCACACCUCCGGAAAGUGUCAGUCUCUGAAUCGAAUGUCCUCCUGGAUGAAGAAGUCCUCACUGAUCCCAAAAUCCAAGCCCUGUUGCUUACUGUCCUUGCAACCCUAGUAAAAUACACUGCAGAUGAGUUUGACCAGAGAAUAUUGUAUGAGUAUUUAGCAGAAGCCAGUGUUGUUUUUCCAAAGGUCUUUCCAGUCGUGCACAAUUUACUGGACUUCAAGAUAAACACUCUGUUGUCGCAGUGUCAGGACCCAAAUUUAUUGAAUCCAAUUCAUGGCAUUGUUCAGAGUGUGGUCUAUCACGAAGAAUCUCCACCCCAGUACCAAACCUCUUAUCUACAAAGUUUUGGAUUUAACGGCUUAUGGAGGUUUGCGGGACCAUUUUCAAAGCAAACGCAAAUCCCAGACUAUGCUGAGCUGAUAGUGAAGUUCCUUGAUGCCUUGAUUGACACGUACUUGCCUGGCAUUGAUGAGGAAACCAGUGAGGAAUCCCUGCUGACGCCAACCUCACCAUACCCACCUGCUGUGCAGAGUCAGCUCAGCAUUACAGCGAACCUUAACCUCUCUAAUUCCAUGACCUCGCUCGCCACUUCCCAGCAUUCCCCAGGAAUUGAUAAGGAAAAUGUGGAGCUGUCCCCAACCACAGCGCACUCCAACAGUGGAAGGACUCGCCACGGCUCAGCAAGCCAAGUCCAGAAACAAAGGAGCACGGGCAGCUUCAAACGUCACAGCAUUAAGAAGAUUGUUUGAAGCUUUCUUUUUUAAAUUGUUUUGUUUUUCUAAAAUAUCAAAGAACUGACGUACAUAAUGUGGGCUUCUUACUAGUGCCCCCUCUUCCCACCCCGUGCAAGUGGUUACAGCGCACUUGAUCUUCAACGCCUCACCUAUCCUGUCAGCCCUGGUGCCAGAUAAGCCGUUUUUGAAACUUUUGUCUGAUUUUUUUUCAUUUCUGCUUUACUGCAGCUGCCCUGUUCUGUUCUGAGUUCCUUUUUUUCCCUUGCUGGUAAUCUCUGAACUGCUGAAACAGACCCCAAAGGAAACAGGGAAUCAUGGUAGUCGCAUCAAAUACAGAAUUGUCGCUCUCUUACACCUUUUUUCCAUUUUUUAAUCUACUUUAAAGAAAAAGUGUUACUUGUUAAUCCAGUUUGCCUGUUCCUGGUUUUUGUUGACCAGUGGACAUAUUGUUUUUGUAUUCUAAUCUCUUUAGCAGUGGACUGUUGUUUUUUUUACUGUACCGAAGAAGGCCUGUGAUCCCAGCAGCAGGACAACAUGUUUAACCAGAGGGCAAGAUACUGCAGCGUAUGAAAGUCUCUCUCGCGCGCACUCUCUAGCCAGACAUUAUGAAGGAUGUGGGGUGAAAAGCCGGUCUCUUGAUUCCCUAGGAAACAGCCUCCUCUGUGUCUAUGGAGCAGACUGGACAAAAGCUGACAGUAUUUUCUGGCUGACCUUUGACUGGCUUCAUUUGACAAUUGUACAGAUCGGCAGGUGUGGCCACCUAGAAAUCAGCCUCUUCCUUUCAUACAUGCUCCCCAGCCUGGUAGGCACUUCCCUAUUGUCUUUCCCACCCAGUUGCCACUGCUGAAGCACUGUGCAAAAAUGUGUUCUCUGCAAAAACGGGGGGCUUCAGCCCCCUUUCAACCUGCAGAGGCCCCAGACCUUUGCUGUGUCACUGGUUGUUCCCAAGAAGGUUAUGUCACGUACACACUACAUAAUUAAUUUUCCCUGCAUUGAAAUUAUGUGAGUUAUAUGCCAGUUUUGCACAAUGAAGCACCCAGCACAUCAGUUAUAUACAUUCACUGUCAGGGUUUGCCAAACUUUAAUUUGAUAAUGCCUCUUCUGCCCACAUAUAUACAAACAAUAUUUAUUAUUUAUCUGGUGCAUUUUUCUCCUGCCUUUCUUCCAGGUUGUUCAGGGUGUCAUACAAGAUUCCCCCCUCUUCCAUUUGAGGUAGGUUAGCCUGGGAGAGAGGGGCUGGCCUGUCCCUUUUGGCAGAGGGGAGAUUCCAACCUGGCUCUCCCAAUCCUAGUCUGACCUUCUGGCCAUUACUUCAUGCUGGUGUAUGGGUUAUUUUAGCAACUGACGAUUUUUGUCAAAACCAACAGCAUGUUUGAGCUGCUUUUUCUAAGAUCAGCACAAACGUUUUCACAUAAACGUCCCCUGCUGUGUUUGGUUGGGAAGCUUUCAAGUAAGUAUCCCUACCCAGGGACAUAGAUCUGGGAUUUAGGAUCAGCAAAUUGACUCUGCUUUCUGUCACUGCGAACGGUCUGCGGAAAUUGAAGGAUUACGUUUGCAACAGGCAAUGCAUCAUUAUGUUGAGUCAACACAAGCAAAGCUGAUUCUGCAGAUGGGCUGCAUUUGACAGUCAAAAAUGUACAUUUUGUCUAGUUUUGAAAAGGGAGUAGGAGCUCUGAUUUUUAAAUAGGCAUCUACUGCUAAAGCCAAAAUAUAUUUACUUCUAAAAAAUCUUAACCCCACACAACAGUCAAUGAUUUUGUGGCUUUAAAGGGGGAAAAUGUUAAUGAUUCAGCAAAUUAAACUCCACUUAGAUGACAAUACAAGUAAAAGAAUCAUAAUGCCACUAGUAUCCAGUUAACACACAACUCGUUUUAUGUAUCUAAAACAAUUGCCUUCGUUGUUUUGAGACCAAGAAUUGCUAUUAUAAUUCCUGGGGUGAGGAAAUCCGAAUGCUUGGUUUGCCAAACCAAGAAGGAAAUUUUAAAGAGGGACAAUUUCUUUGAGACAGGCAGCUGAGGGGAAUAAACCCUUUUAUCAUAUAGAAAUUGCCACCAAAAUUAAUCAGUUGGGAGACGGGAAAGAUUUAGGGGAAAGAAGUUGAAAGCCCGUUUUUCAGCCUGGUGAUCAAUGGGGGGCCCUCGGUCGUCCAGGGCCCCCCUGCCCUGUGGUUUCCUCUCACUGUGAUGUGCACUAAACCAAAAAUUGGAGAGGUACUUCCAAAAUGAGUGGAAAUUGUACUCUUGAAGAAUUCUGCUGAACCCAAACGGGGACCAGCAAGUGUUCAGCUCCAGGUACUUGCAGACUGGAUGAACUGGGGCAGCGCUUUAUGCAUGUGGAAAAGAGCCCCGUAUAGGUGCCACCUUUACCCUUUGUCCUCUAUGCCAACAGAGGCCGACCCCAACAGAGAGCCAGAAGCUCCUGCCAGAAGGGACUUGCCUGGGGCAUGAAUGGCUUAGUCAAAGGUCAGAGGAGGCCAGCCUAUACUCUGCCCUGGGGACAAUAAGCAAACGGGUAGCCUCUUGUCCCCAAUAAAUGCUAAAGUUUCAAGCCUGGCUGCAACAUGUUCUUACUAUUCUGUGGACAUUCACAGAACAGCCAGACCGUGCCCGUUUCCACACAAAGAGGCACGGAGCAACAGAAGGAGAAGCAACCCAUAUUUGGGUGCACUCAGUGUGUCCUCUGGGCUAGUUGUUGAUAUCAAGGGCUUGGUGAAAUCCUCUGGAGAGCUUGGGGAAGUGAAUCCAAAGUACUUCUGGGCUGGGGAAAGUCCUCUCUCUUCCCAUGAGAAGGAUGGUUCCUCCCCCCGCCCCCCUGGUCUGACCUUCCCAACUUUAUUAUGGCAAAUGGGCCACUGUGCUAAUAGAAGGCCUUUCCCUCAGCGACCGGACGGACGUGGAGAGCGGAGACUCCUGCUGGCUCCGUCGAGUUGUUUUUGGGUCUCACUUUUAUUAACACUUUUUUUUUCUCAUUUUUUGCUGCCAUCGUUGCCCAUCUCUCUCUCUCUCUCUUCCAGACAUUGCCGGCAUACAGGAGAACUAGGAGGGUACAGUGUAGUUGCCAUGCGAGACUUUUUGUGGAGUCCCAAGAACGCUUUCCUGGGAGUAAGUUCCGCUGAGUAAACCCGAGGAGGGUUCUGAGCAGACCCACUUAGGGCUGCUUUCUUGGAGCCGUCUUGUUAGUUAGGGUUUUGUUCGUAUUUUCAGUUGUUUGGGGCUAAAGGCCUGUCAAAAGUUUACCUGGGCAGAGUAGAGAAUUAAGCCAAACACUGAAAGUAGGUCCACGGCAUUGGCCACGUGGCCAUUUGUACUCAGUGGGCCUCAUAAGUUUUUUCAGUCGUGCAAACUGCAUAUUUCUGGUACAAAUCAAAGCUAAAUUUUACUGGAAAUUGUUACAACUGGGAGCACCACCAAAACUGAUACUUUAUGGGGCAGCAAAAAUGAUUUCACUAGGUUUAUCCGGGGGCGGGUGGGGGCACAGAGAUUUUGUUCCUAAUUUUCUCUCAACGGUUUUUAUUGUUUCUGGGCAGAACUGUCAAACUAGAUAGAAGAGCUGAAAUCCCAAACUGCAUGUUCCAAAUGAAGACAGCAUGCAUAGCAAUCGAGAAGCGUCCAUGGCCUUUUCCCAGAGGCUAAUCCGUUUAGCUGAUGAUUUGCUCAGUGCCUUAAAUGUCGCUUUCCUCUACUGGGGGGAGGGGUUGAGCCUCCUUCAGCAUCACAGCUGAUUUCCCUCCCCUCCUCAACUGCCCUUUUUGAAUCUGCCUUCCAUUACUUAGAUGAGUGGUUGAUUCAGUACCGUUGCUUUAAGAAGACCCAGUCUCCAUCCAUGACUCGGGCCCAGGAAUGCUUCCACAGGGCACUCCUGGGUCUCAGAUCCAGGGGGAGGGGAGGGCGGCGCAUCCUUGCCCACUCCUAAGGAAAUUUGGGACUUGCCAAACUGCUUGCAGUGGGCCACUAUCCCCGCGUCCUUUGCAAGCAGAUUGUUGAACGGAUCCUCCUUGCAGCUACACAUCUAGCCUGUGGGAGCAGACCUCUGGCUCGAGAGGCAGCCUGCACUAGCAGCCCUCAAGCAGAGACCCUUUUCUGGCUGUAGGCAAGCUUUGACUAGAAACGUGCCCUCCGUCCAAAACUUAAAAUUCCAAGGGAUCAAAAUAUCAUGUAAGCCAAGAAAUUUAUUUCUUUCCAAGCAUCAGUCUCCACGUGCACUGUGAAAUGUUGUAAAGAUUUUACCUUUUUUUUAUUUCGGUGUCUUUGAUUCAAAGUUAACCUUGAUAUAUUUUACCUGUCAUUAAAAAAAUUCUAUUGACUCCACAAAUGGAUUCCACUUUGGAUGUGCAAGCAUUUCUUUCCUGUAGCCAAGAAACAUGACUAGUACAAUCCUAAACAGAGUUACACCUUUAUAAGCCCCCGGACUUCUAUAGACUUAGAAGGGAGUAAGUCUUCCUAGGAAAGCGUUCUCUGUUGAUGCGCUGGAAGCUGAGCAUUUAAGAAACCUUCAGCUGCCCUUUCCCCGGAGAGGUUUGUGGGGUUUUAGGGCUUCUUUUCCCCUCUGCUUCCCCCCUGCUGUCUCUUAAAAAAAACUUUUUCCAGAUGUAUUAAAGUAUGUCUUAGACACCUAACCUACAAGUGUCAGUUUGAGCAUCGGCCACACAUUAUUUUUUUUAACGCAGUAUACUUACCCUGUAAAUAGUUUUGUGUAAAAUUUGACAGAAAAAAGUAUAUUUACUACACUGUAAAUAUAUGUGACGAUAUAUUGUAUUUUGCUUUUUUUUGUAAAGCAAUUAGUUGCUGUACAUGUAUAACAUAAUGAAAUUUGAUUCUCUUUAGUGUUUAGUAAAUCGUUAACGUACUACUUACUUCUUUUCCUGCUGUUGCGUUCCGCCAUUUAAAGGAGCAAGGCUGUGUUUCAUAAACUUAAACAGUGUAUAUUACAAUCUUUCUCCCUUUCAGUCAGAGCCUCAACUUUGGGCUUUUUUUUCUUUCUUUCUCUGUCUAACAGUCCUGUUAAUAUUAUAAGCACUAGUGCAAGCCCUGGCUGGGAAUUCUGCCAAGUUGCACAUUCAUGGUUGGUUAUUGGAGGCAUAUAUAUAUAUAUAUCUAUAUAUAUAUAAAAAUCUGUAGAAAUCAUGGUUUCAAAUAAUUGUUGUUUACCCCCUACUUUUCCUCAUGUAUGUAAUUCCCUUUUUUUGAAUUAAAAAACAAAUGUAAAUUCAACAUGUGGCUUGAAUUGUCCGGGUUCCUUAUUGCUCUGAGCACCCAGGAAGCAUUAUGUUU